This is a messenger RNA of Pipistrellus kuhlii (Kuhl's pipistrelle), 1505 nucleotides long. RefSeq names its product mitochondrial ribosomal protein L38 (gene MRPL38). The record is from RefSeq and is a predicted model, not a curated record. Gene Ontology annotation, cellular component: mitochondrial large ribosomal subunit. NCBI's taxonomy places the organism in Eukaryota, Metazoa, Chordata, Mammalia, Chiroptera, Vespertilionidae. The transcript is spliced from 9 exons. Bases 88 to 1230 code for a protein of 380 amino acids.
CGGGGCCUCCGGGCGCACAGGCGCCGUCGCAGCCGCCUUCGUAGGCUUCUGGGGGCGGGGGCGGGGGCGGAGCCGACCUGAGGGAAGAUGGCGGCGCCCUUGUGGCAGGCGGCGCUGGGCGCCGGUCGGCGGUGGCGGUGCCUCAGCACCUCGGCCGCGCGGAGCCGCCGGGCCCCGCCGCUGGGGCCGAUGCCCAACGAGGACGUGGACGUGAGCAGCCUGGAGCGGCUGGAGAAGUACCGCAGCUUCGCCCGCUACCGGCGCCGCGCGGAGCAGGAGGCGCGCGCCCCGCGCUGGUGGCGGACCUACCGGGAGCACUUCGUGGCGGAGCCAGACCCCAGAGACAAGAUUGACAUCGGGCUGCCUCCACCCAAGGUCUGUCGGGCCCAGCAGCUGCUGGAGCGGAAGCAGGUUCUGCGGGAGCUGAAGGCCAACGUGGAGGAGGAGCGGGCCGCCCGCCACCGCACAGCGCGCAUCCCCCUGGAGGCCGUGCGGGCGGAGUGGGAGAGGACCUGUGGGCCCUACCACAAGCAGCGUCUGGCCGAGUACUAUGGCCUCUACCGAGACCUGUUCCACGGCGCCACCUUCGUGCCCCGCAUCCCCCUGCACGUGGCCUACGCCGUGGGUGAGGACGAAGUGAUGCCCGUGUACCACGGCAACGAGGUCACGCCCACGGAGGCUGCCCAGGCCCCAGAGGUGACUUAUGAGGCAGAUGAGGGCUCCCUGUGGACACUGCUGCUCACCAACUUGGAUGGACACCUGCUGGAGCCGGAUGCGGAGUACGUGCACUGGCUGGUCACCAACAUCCCAGGCCGCAGGGUGGCUGAGGGACAGGAGGCGUGUCCCUACCUGCCCCCCUUCCCUGCCCGGGGCUCUGGCUUCCACCGCUUUGCCUUCCUGCUCUUCAAGCAGGAGAAGCUAAUCGACUUCUCGGAGGAUACACGGCCCUCCCCCUGCUACCAGCUCGCCCAGCGGACCUUCCACACCUUUGAUUUCUACAAGAAGCACCAGGAAGCCAUGACUCCGGCCGGCCUGGCCUUCUUCCAGUGCCGCUGGGACGACUCGGUCACCCGCACCUUCCACCAGCUUCUGGAUAUGCGGGAGCCCGUGUUCGAGUUUGUGCGGCCACCCCCUUACCACCCCAAGCAGAAGCGCUUCCCCCACAAACAGCCCCUUCGCUACCUGGACCGCUACAGGGACAGUCAUGAACCCACCUAUGGCAUCUACUGAGCGGCCAGUCUGCCACCGCCUCAGAGGGCGGGCUGGGCCUGGGGCCCUCUGCCAGGCUCCGGGGCCAAGCUGUGGGCUCUGAGCCCUGUCUCAGGCGCCUCUGCUGGCAGGGUGGGUAUGAAUAAAGAUGAUUUCUGCUGUAGCCGGUCUGGUCUGUUCAAGGAGCAGCCAGGUUCCCCCCCACCCCAUGGUGUGCAUUGCUCCGUGGGCGGGAAGAGGGCUGCCUGCCACCCCAGGAAGUAACCCCUGUGAUCCGGUGGCGGAAGAUCCAGAAG